AUGUCCAUCAGUUCAUCGUUUAGUAUUGAUAGUAUACUGGCAAGACCAACGUAUAGAUAUCUAGCUCCGUAUCAACUUCCUAUCGCCUGUCCAACAUGUCCAAGCCAAGCAAGUUACUUCAAUCACUUGAGUAAGUAUAGAGUUUCGAUAUAUUGGAGUGUCAUUAAAUAAACUGACUUUAUAUAAGUUCCUUAUUGAUCCAGUGUUACUACAGGAGGAAACCUAAACUAAACUAACUUUGUUUAUACUGGAUAACUCUGUCAGUUCUAAACUGUUCUUCCUAGAGAUCCAGUAAGGAUCAUCUCUUGUUGAUCCAGUGUUACUACAGGAGGGAACCUGCACUAAACUAACACUAUUUAUAUACUCGAUAACUCUAUCAGUUCUAAACUGUUCUUCUUUAAAGUAUAGUGUGGCAAGAGUCAUUCAAUGCAUAUUGGUCCAGUGUUACUACAAGAGGAAACCUAAACUAAACUAACUUUGUUUAUACUGGACAACUCUGUCCGUUCUAAACUAUUCUUCCUAGAGUUCCAGUUGAAAUCAUGUCUUAUUGCGCCAGUGUUACUGUAUUGGAGAGAACUAACCUAACUUGUACCGGAUACCUCUAUCACUUCAAAACUGUUUUCUCCAUAACUUCAGUAAAGGCCAUAAUUUAUUGAUCCAGUGUUACUACAUGAGGAAACCUAGACUAACAUAGCUUGAUUAAUACUAUACAGCUCGGUCAGUCUUGCUUUUUCUUCCUUCCUUUAAUCUCUGUGGGUCCAGGAACCGUUGGCGCUGACAACAGCAUGCAUGCUGUUUUUACUGACUUCGGUUUUAAGUCCAUUUUACGCAGUCUGCUAUACUGCAAGGACACCUUAUGUUGUUGAUCCACUUAAUAUGUGUCUAAAAUCCUCUUCAUCUUUUUGUCUUGUACUUCGUUUUUGUUCAACUUUUUCAGAAAGGCUUGACUUAUUCUUCUUCCUAAAAAAUGUGAAAGCCCAAUGACAUUUCAGACUAAACCUCAUCUUUUUCCAGUAGAAUAAGCAAAACCACUGAUUUAUCGUAACAUUGGUCUAAUAGGAGAGAUUGCCCUUGGUGGACCUCUAGUGAGAACAGUUUAGAACUGAGAAAUCUAUUCAGUACAAAUAUAGUUAGUUCAUGUAGUAUUUCAGAAAAAACAAGUCCUAACAAUUCUCAAGGUUUUGAGUAUCUACUUCAAUAGAACCGAAUGUGGAUGGGUUUUUAGUGGAUGAAAUUUCGAAGAAAAACUCCCAGUUAGGUCUAAAGGCCAGUUUACACUUUCCUUUCGCACAUUUCUAGUGCGAUUUUCGUCUUCCGAUGGACGUGAAGGAGUGGAUGAGUUAUAAAUGCUCAGAUGAAGGAACAUGUACUCAAGAAGAGAUUAUUUCGCUGGCCUCAGAGUGACAAAACGUAACAAAGCAACGGUUACUAACACUAACCCUAUUCCAAACACCAACUCUAACCCUAUAAUCUAACUCUACUCCAAGUUUGUUUUUAAACCAAUCUUGAAGAAAAACGUUUUGACGAAAUGUCAUUCUGAGGUCAGCGAAAUGACGUCUUCUGAUGUACUCAGAACAUUCAUAUAACUCGUCUACUUCUUAUCCAUCAGAAGGAGAAGAUUGCGCUAGAAAUCGCAGAAAAAAUGCAAGUGUGAACGGCCCUUAGAUUGUACAAACAUUUUCUUUCGAAAAUUCCAUUUACCGUAUUCUCAUCAUAUUUGUCAUGACAUUACACGUUUUACUUUCUGUUAAACUUCGUGUUAAAAGCAAACUUUAAAUCAAAUCCUAAUCACUCUUUUCCAGUGACAUUGCCAACACCGUACGGCCCUGACUUUUUCCGUUUUCAACCAAAACGAAAACGUCGCCACCGCACGAUCUUCACUGAAGAACAGCUGGAACUGUUGGAAAAGACGUUUCAAAAAACACACUACCCCGAUGUUCUUUUAAGAGAAGAUCUGGCGAUCAAGGCUGGACUAAAAGAAGAACGUGUCGAGGUAUGUAUGUGAAGCAAUAGUUUAGAAACAAGUGUAGGAAUUGAGAGUGUGGAAGAACGAGUAAAACAGACGUGAUUUCAGAAGAGCUCUUUCGAAGUUGAAUCCUAACUGUUGAAUGAUUUCAAAACACUUUUUCCUUGCUUUAAAGGCUGGUACCAUUACACUAUCAAAGUUUCUGUGAUCAUAGUAGGAAUUUUGCAUCGGUAAGUUCUAAGUUUUGAAGGAUUUGUAAGACGUGUUUGAGUGAACUGACUCAGUGUUUAAGAUUCAGUCCGUUUCCUCAAACAUUUCUUACAAAUCCUUCAAAACUUAGAAUUUACCUGUGCAAAAUUCCUACUGUGAUCACAGAAACUUUGAUAGUGUGAACUAGCCUUUAGACUUUUAUUAUCUCAGUUAGCCUGCAGGGUCGACCGAAUUCUUCUUUUACUUUGAUGUCUGUAUACACUGUAAAAUCAACUUGGUUAAAACAACCAUUAUGAAUCCGAGAUCAUCAAUGGGUUAUUUUAACCACCUUUUUUCUGAAGUGUUUCUUUGCACAAUUUUCUGCCAAAUUUUGUUCCUGUAAGUCUCAUGAUGUUUUCUUACCAUAUAUCCUUUCUUUGUCAUCCUCGUUUGCUCAUAAUCAUUCUGGACAUGAUGUCUAUGAGCGAUGUUCCAUCAUCUUUCCAUCAUCUGCUGUCUAUAUAUAGGUAUCUAAACCAUAUCAAUCAACUUUCAAGUUUUUCCUAUCAGCUUCAUCAUAAUAUCAUCGUUUCUUUUCCUGUCUCUCAAAGUUAUCUCUCGGCAAGUAUUUAAAAAUUUACUAUAUAUAACUACUUUUACUAUUUCUCUUAAAAAACUGCCCAAAAUUAGCUAUACUGUUCAAACCUACCAAUAUUUUUUCCAAUUGUACCAAAAGGUUGUACCAAAAGGUAAAACUGACCUCUAAGCGAAAAAGAACGAUGGCAAUAUUCAACAGUUUACCGAAAGAAGUUCGCUUCGAAAAACAAAGUAAAAUGAAGAACUAUAUUGAAAUCAUGUCUCUUAUAGCCGGACGGAAAAAGAAUGAACUAUCCGUGGCGGACUUUUUUUCUUUAAAGGAUAUUCUGCAUGUCAACAUCUUAAACUCAUGUUGCAGGAUACUAUAGACUUAAAUUUCUUCUGGAUAAAAUCUCUCGCUUUGGACUUGAGUUUACUUUGACAUUCUGGGUUAGCAUGCAUACUGCAUGAGCACGUUUCUCUCCAUUAAGUUCAAAGUUAAGUAUGGUAAGGUCAAGUAUAUCAUAUAUUCUUGAAUUUUGAUAGUAGGUGAAAUGGUUUUAGAAGCUAUAUAACUAUAAUGACCAUCUCUAAGCAUGAAUAAAGACUUCACGCAAUGGUUCCGUAAAAUGACUAUCUAUAUGGUCGUUCUACAUGAGUGAUUAAUUAAAUUUAGCGAUUAUCUAUCAUGGCACGUGCCAACUGAUAUACAGGAUAACAAACUGGCACACAGUAUAAAGAUUGAUCUAUAAUCUAUAUUUGUAUCCUAUCUGACCAAGUACAGUGUUAAAUUCAGCUGUAGCUUGUUGGGGUGUAUUAGGAAUGUGUUGAUCUAUAAGGUUCAAUUUACGAGAGUCCAGGGUUAACCUCCAGAAAUCUGUAAUUUUAUAUCUUAAUUCAUUAACUCUGAAGAUAUCUUGAGUAGAAGACGAAAUGCUAGUCCCUUAAUAAGUCUUUUUAGAAAUUUCAUUGUGCUAGGCGCUCUUUUAUGUCCAUUGAUAUUCAUCAUAACGAUCUAGUAAAUUUGACUGAGAGAAUGGAUCUGAUUUCAUUUAAGCUAGGUGCUAUUAGCUCAUUCAGUUACGAAGGCUGGUAUAAGGAGUGAAUAGUUUAGAACUUAUAGAGCUAUCAAGUAUGGAUAAUGUUAGUUUAAAAUGUUGUUUUGUUUUCAUUGCAUAUAGCUGUCUGAAAUUUAAACGCUUGCCUGUGUUUGUUCCUGAUGAUAUCCUCGCCACUUCCCGUGUUGUCGCAAUAAGCGAAAUCCUGCAUAAGCCUAUUACAAACAUUAACACUAAGUUAAAAAAUCUCCCAAGCUUUGAAAAGAGCACCGGCUUCACGUUGGUCUGAUUUCGCGAAAAGGUGUGAAUUGAACCCACUUUAGAAGAAUUUCGCAUCAUUCCCCAAAUAGCUUAUUGUAAUUUGCGUAAAAUACCUACUAAAUUCCGCUAAAUUCACUUUUAAGUGGUAUCAGUGUAUGAGUUUACGGCUCCUGUUUUGAAUAUCAGAUAAAUUAGCUUGCUUUAUGAUGUGAUAAUGAGUGUUUAUGCAACUAAUUCGUUCAUUAAUAUCAAAAACUUAAGUCAACCGGCCAAAUACAUCCGCGGUUAAGGGUCGACAAAUAUUAGGGUAUAAUGGUUUAGUUACGGAAAUUGAGAAUCAAAAUCGACUUAAAAUUUUCAUCGUAGUUAAUUGUUGCUUUUCCUCUUCCCACUUUAUCAUUCUAAACGUUUAAGUCAUUAGCGUAGUCCUAAUUUUUAACAAGGGGGGUCUUCAAGGGAGAGGCCUUCAUGGUAUCAACCGCCAUGAAAUCUCUAUUGUUGUGUCUCCAAAACACGAUUUCUUGCAUUUUAAGUGAUGUUAUAAUAAACUGUAUAGUUUUAUCAUAUGAGAGAGAAAAAUACAAUCACUAUACUGGGCUCAUUAGUCGCAAUGCCAUCUUCAAUAUAAAGCCUGGUUUCGUAACAGUCGUAAAGAUUGAGUCACGAUCUUUCUCAGCAGCCGAAAUACAACAUUUUAGAACUGAAAAUACGCGGAGUGAUUAUAACUUGAGAAUAUAUAUGUUUUACAGGUAUAAACUAUUAUAAACUGGCCUUUGAGACAGAUCGUGACUCUAUUUUACGACCAUUACGAAUGUACUUUAAUUGUACAAUAAUGCAAAUUUAAUUGGCAAAGAAUUGUUAUAAUCAUGGGCGUACCGGAAGGAAAAAAUUAGGGGGGCGGAAAGAAAAUUGCCCGACUUUUCGAGAUUCUGCCCGACUUUUCGGGAUUCUGCCCGACUAGGACAAAAAAAUUUUUCCGGAAAAAUUAUUUUGGCUACCCCCCCCCCGUCGCCAAAAAAAUUUCGGUCAGUGUACCAUUUUAGGGGUCAAAAAAAUUUUCCGGACAAACAAUUUUUCCGGAGCAUAACAUAAAUUUUCGAAAAAACCAAAAUUUGCCAAAAAAUUGAAUUAAUUUUAGACAAAAUUGACAGAAUUUGACCCAUUUUUUUUUAUUGCAAACCAAAAUUGCCCGACUGUUCAUCGAAUAUUGCCCGACUGCCCAAAAAACUGGGGGGGCUACCGCCCCCCCCCGCCCGGUACGCCUAUGGUUAUAAUAUACAGGAUAAUUUUCUCUCUUGAUAAACUUCUUAAGGGGGACACAGCCCCCACAAGAUGAAAUUGCAACCCCCAACCGCCGUCCUCCCAUGAGCCCCCCCCCCCCACUACACUUCUGGUUUAACUCGGUGUUCAUUCCCACAUCGAUUGAAAUGCACUAAAAUGCGUUGGGCUAUUCCAAUAUAUAAUAAAAUAAAUUAUAAUGGACCAUUUGCAUUAUAGACUAAAUUUUGAUCUAGACAAAAUUUCAUCACAGCUUGAAAGAGCAUCACAAAAUUAGUAAUAUUCCAAAGUUUCGUUGCAAAAUGUUGCAAAAUGUUGUAAAAUGCGAAUAAUAUAGCCAUGCGAAGUUUGCCGUUUUUCACUAGUCAUUUUGACAUUUUGUAUUACGGGGCAUCAAUUUCCCGUUUGUAAUACAAAAUGACUGAAAAUUGCAAAUUUCGCAAGCCUAUAUUAUCCGCAUUUUACAACAUUUCGCAACUUUGGAAUAUUACUAAUUUUGUGAUGCUCUUUCAAGCUGUGAUGAAAUUUUUGUCUAGAUCAAAAUUUAGUCUAUAAUGCCAUUUAAAUGGUCCAUUAAUAGCUGGCUUUCACUAAGCACUAUCGUGCAGCAGUCGGUGCUCAACUGUUAUCAGAGUGAGAACAUAAAAUUUAUACUCUGUAAUCUGUAUGUUAUAUUCUGAAUUUUAUCUUUCAUUGGUCUAGGUGUGGUUUAAGAAUCGUCGUGCAAAAUGGCGCAAACAGAAACGUGAAAGUAGACAAAGUGAAGAAGGAACUUCCUUAGCCAGCACCUUGUCAACUUCAGUAUCAGUAUCAUUUGAAGAUACAUCAUUACGACUACCAAAGAGCCUUUCCACGACGUCGAAACUAGCUGCGGCAAGCAAGGUUCUCAACCAGAAGUUGGAGUCUCCGCACGGUUUGUUUCCUGCAGAGCCUUCCUCAAAGACAGUUGUACUACAGAGGUCGUUGACGCCUUCCUAA
Molecule: messenger RNA, 6306 nt
Organism: Paramuricea clavata
Lineage: Eukaryota; Metazoa; Cnidaria; Anthozoa; Malacalcyonacea; Plexauridae
Source: the annotation of a GenBank genome assembly